This is a messenger RNA of Rhodotorula graminis WP1, 1494 nucleotides long. RefSeq lists its product as uncharacterized. The record is from RefSeq and is a predicted model, not a curated record. Bases 1 to 1494 code for a protein of 497 amino acids. The transcript is spliced from 5 exons. NCBI's taxonomy places the organism in Eukaryota, Fungi, Basidiomycota, Microbotryomycetes, Sporidiobolales, Sporidiobolaceae.
AUGCAGCGACCAAAGCGCGCAGCCGCUUCUAAGCCCAUCAGCUACGCCGACGCCGCCCCCAGCAGCGACGACGACGGCCAGGCGCAGCGCAGCACACGCCGCCCCGCCAAGAAGCCUCGCUUGUCCACCACCGCGACCAAGGGCAAGGGCGAGGGCACAGACGCCGCCACGACAACCGCCAACCUCCUUACCGCGUCCGAGCUACACGCGCGCGGCGUCGUCAAGCAGAUGGACUCGUGCGCCCGCGAGUGUUCUCUCUCGUUCUACCACGAGCGCAACCGCACGACCUACUUCCGCCUCGAGGACGUCCAGUCGACGAACGACCGCCUCAAGCAGCUUAGAGCCAAGCUCACGGUCGCGCAGCGUCUCGCGGAGUCGUCUCGGCCGUACACGAACAGCCGCAGAAACCCUGUCGAGCAGGCCAAGGUCGACGAGACGCUCAAGAAGGCCGCUCAAGCCGUCGUCGCGGCCGAGCAGCCGCUCGGCACCUUCAUCCGGGAGCGACGCGUCCUCGCCGAGGCGGCACGCAGGGUGAGCAGCGCAUACCUUCCUCCACCUAGUCUCUCGUACUCCGAGCCGCAACCUGACUUCUGGACCCGCAUCUCGCCUACGCUCAUCGAGGCCGUCGAGGAACACAAGGUCGAGCGCGUCGCGCGCGCACUCGCCUACGUCCGCCUCGGGGCUAUGCGUGCCCAGCACGAACUCGUCCGCCGACGCCACAAGGCGCUCUUCCAGGCGCAGCAGGGCGAGGCGUUCGUCACCUGGCCGGCCUUCGAGGUCUUCCAGCUGCUGCCGACCGUCGAGCGCCACUGGAUCGGCGACGUCGUGUCGAAAACCGAGGCCGACUGGACGUCCGACUUGCCGGCCAUCCUCGCCGAGGUCGACGCCGCUCGCCGCGCCAUCAAGAUCGGGUUCGCGAGGGACGUCAUGAACAAGCUCCGUGCCACGGGCGUGUACGUCGACGAGGGCCUCGCCGUCAAGCUCGAGCAUCCGCGUCAGCGGGUCACGCCCAUCGGCGCAUCCAUGCGCUCGACGCCCAUCCCGGAUUGUCGCCACCUCGAGCGCCUGUUUCAAGCCGGCCGGGACAUCUCUGUCGACCUCGGCGACAUCGCCUCGGACGUCGACGACAGCGAGCUCGACCGCCUCUUCUCGCACCCGUCCGCCGUGUUAAAGAUCAAGGACCGGCGCAAAGAGUUCGCCACGCCGUUCCGGUACCCGCAGAUUCACGCCGAGCUGCGUGACCGCGGCGCGAUCGGCACGGCGAGCUGCGCGUCGUUCCUCUCGGCGGCCGACCUCGCCCUGUCGCGGUUCCAGGUCGACGUCCUCGCGCAUGUCGGCUUGGCCGGCCUCGCCCCGACCGACCCGACGCUCUUGACCCGAGGCCCUAUUUUUCCCUGCCUGCGCUGUAUCGCCGACGGCCGCAAGCCGUCGAUGAUGGCGAAGCUACGAGGCUGGGCCGGAACGAUGGACCACUACGACGCGGUGCACGCCUAG